UGUGUGAGCGCUAUAAAGUUAUCAUUAGCCGUGUUUCCUCAGUUUAUUGUGUCGAGCUGCUGCGGUAUAUUCGGAUGAAUUACAAGCUAACGAAACUUAACAUUCCUUAGGUUGAAAGCAUCACGUUGUUAGUUAACAUUAAUGUCUAAUGUAGCGUUAACUACGGUAUAUCAGCAGCUUACAUCAGCAGUAAGGUUAGAUAUAACGUUACUCUGGACACACUAACGUUACUUUACAUACACACAUUGACAGAAUGAUAAAUGAACAAGCUUCAUAUGAAUCAUAAAGUCGUCGUGUUUGCACUUAACGCUACGUCGACUACUUUCAGUCUCCGUUGUAUAACGUUGCUGUUGUCACAGCAUGUACUUAUACUUAAGGUUUUUAAUGCAGGACUUUUACUUGUAGCAGAGUAUUUCUACACUGUGGUAUCAGUACUAUCACUGAAGUACAAGAUCAGAGUACUUCUUCCACCUCUGUUAAAAUGAGAGAACACCAGAAUAUUGUUUAUUAAUUGAGAACCAAUGUCUCUGAGGGUUUUUCAUACUUUGUCAUGUUGUGUACAACGUACUAUUCAUGCUUAAUUUUAACACUUAUUAUAUGCUUCUAUACCAUAUUACAAUUUUCAAAAUACUAAAUAGGCCACGUUUGUCUGAGCUUGUCAAAAGCAGAAUAUAUCAAAUAUAGUCUAAUGCAUGUCUGUUUGGGAUAGGAAAGGUGAAUUGAAUGCAGGGCGUUGCUGGAUAAGACACUUCACACUUCAGUGUUACUUGAGUCAGAAUCACUGGUUGGGGGUGGGGGGGCUGAGCUCCCUUCACCUUCAAGUUCUUUCCCAUGGGUAGUUCAAAGCAUUUAACCCAUGGGGGGGGGGGUCUAUCUUUGAAGUGUAAAUAGUCUGCCUCAACAACCAGAGCUCAUCGUUAAGACAUACACAAAGGCAGGCACUUAAUCAAGGUACUAUACAAAGUAGUAAAGGUAAUAUUAAAGUAAAGGUAUUUGAUAUCAUUUUUUUUUCUUCAAAACCCUGAUAAAUACAGUGAGAAUAUGUAGACAGUAAAGGGGCUAGAGCUGAGAUGUGAACCUCCUAAUUCCUGCUCUCCCUUGAGACCCUCACUAUUAACAUUUGUUAUGAAAACAAUGCCUGUCUAUAACAUAUUAAUAGAUCAAUAUGCUUUUCUUCAUUACAGGUAAAAUGCAGAAAACUGUUUUUUUCCCUGGGAGAAUGAGUGUCACAUUCCGCAAGGGACCACUUGGAUAUCUCCGUCAGGAUCCAACGGAUGCAGCCAAACUCCUUAAAGACAACCCCUCUCUACAGGACAAGUCUGCACCCGUGAAGGAGGAGCUGGUCAGGAAAAAUGCACUGUCUGUGAUCAUUUUAAGAGGAGGGAAUGCUUCAGAUAAAACUGAGGUGGCUGGAGAAUACAUCCUGCAGUUUGGGAAAUAUAAAGGGAAGUCCUUCCGCUGGCUCCUUGAAAAUGACAUUGGGUAUACCAUCUACCUAAUCAAGAACCAGCAAAAGGAGGAGACUGCAGGAGUGUUCAUGGCAGGGGGGCACAGCAAGGACAGCCUGCUGUCAUUUGUGAGCUAUGCCCUCAGCUUUCAAGAAAUCCAGUCUCUUCUCAAUUAUGAGAAACAAAAGCCAGUUGUGACAGCAGCAGCAGCAGCAUCAGCAUCAGAGGAUGACCAGCUGGUUGGUUUUGGCUCUCGUGCCAAAAGCACCUGGAGAGAGAUUUGGGACAGCAGGGAUGAUGGCUAUGCAGCCUUUAUUAUGAGGAAAAGCUGUGCUCCAGGAACAAAGAUGCACAAACUACAAGUGUACCUGCAGAAGAAGCUGCCCUCCCCCUCUGGCUCCUCUCUGGUGACACAUGCCUCACAGGCCCCUGCUGAAGCCAUGGUGAUGGAUGAAGAUGAAGAGCUGGAGAGAGCGAUGCUGGGUAUCUGUCCUUCCAAGCAACAUGUGCAGAGCUGUGACUGUUUCUGCACCAUCAGCAUCAACUGCCAGACGACAGGCUUCGGGAACAGAAAGAGGUUCUUAACCAAACAAAAACGUCCUGUCGUCGACAGAGACUCUGGGACCAUGAAUUCUUAUCCCAAACCGAAGCAUGACAUAAACCGUUCCUUCUCAUGUUGA
Messenger RNA from Sebastes umbrosus (honeycomb rockfish), 2128 nucleotides. RefSeq lists its product as uncharacterized. The record is from RefSeq and is a predicted model, not a curated record. The coding region runs from base 1166 to 2128 and encodes 320 amino acids. The transcript is spliced from 3 exons. Lineage: Eukaryota; Metazoa; Chordata; Actinopteri; Perciformes; Sebastidae.